AUGAAACUCUUAGUGACGCUACUUGGGGUUGUUGUCACUCGAGUAACAGCUGCUCUAGCGCAAGCGAUAUGGCCUCUAUUGUGCGAGAAUGGUCCCAACACCAGAGGCUGCUGGGGGAAUUACUCCAUAGACACCAACUUCUACGAGCAGAUACCAUUCACCGGCGUCACCAGAGAGUACUGGUUCGUGGUGGAAAACAUUACUAUGGCGCCAGAUGGCUAUUUGCAGAACGUCAUUGCCAUCAACAGAUCCAUCCCAGGCCCUACCAUCGAAGCUGAUUGGGGAGACAAAGUGGUCGUCCAUGUGACCAAUAUGCUCGAGGCAAAUGGGACUAGCAUUCACUGGCAUGGAAUUCGACAAAAAAACAAUAACCUGAUGGAUGGCACCCCUGGUGUCACCCAGUGUCCCAUCCCACCAGGGAAGACUUUCACAUAUGAAUGGAGAGCAGAGCAAUAUGGGACGGCAUCUGUCCAGACUUGGUACCAUUCUCAUUUCAGCAUGCAGUACUCUGUCGGGUUACAAGGACCCAUCAUCAUCCAUGGGCCCGCGACUGCCAAUUACGAGGAAGACCUGGGUACUGUCAUCCUCCAGGACUGGUCCCAUGUGUCCCCAUUUACCAUGUGGUGGUAUGCGCGGCUUCCCACCGGCCCGCCAUCCCUGGCCAGUGCUUUAAUCAACGGGAAAAAUGUAUUUGACUGUACAGGGUCCAAAGAUCCAAACUGUCUUGGGAAUGGGACACGAUCAGAGUGGCAUUUCGAGCAGGGUAAAACAUACCGGAUCCGGAUCAUCAACACGGGCUUGUACUCUAAUUUCCGAUUCGCGAUCGAUGGGCAUAAUCUCACCGUCAUUGCCAACGAUUUGGUCCCGAUCAUUCCCUACGUGACUGACAAUGCAUGUGUCCACUGCGUCCUAUUCUUUCAGGUUGUGAUAUCGAUGGGUCAGCGAUAUGACAUCGUUGUCCAGGCCACUGCACCGCCCGGCAAUUAUUGGCUUCGGGCAAUCUGGCAAACUUCAUGCUGCCCGAAUGACUAUGCCAAUAACACGCUGGGGAUCAUACGGUACGACAAUACGUCGGCCAUUCUUCCGACGACAUCGAACCCCGCCCUUUACUAUCUAGACAAUUGCGGCGACGAGCCUCUCGAGAGACUCGUCCCUCAUCUACCGCUAAAUGUCGGCCCUCCCGCGAGGACCGAUGUUUUCAACCUAUACGAAGUCACCUUGCCACUUCCUAAGGGAUUCCUUUGGACGCUCAACAACACAUACUUGUGGACAAACUAUUCGCAGCCGACAAACCGGAUGCUGGCGGAGCACAACAGCAGUUUCCCGGCCGAAUAUCAUGUCUACCGAACUCCCGACACUCCCGACAGCUGGGUGUAUCUCGUCUUCAAUGACAUCUCCGGGCGCAACCGUUCGCACCCAAUGCACCUGCAUGGACACGACUUUUUCGUGCUCGCCACGGGGAAUGGCAGCUUUAUUCCAGGGCAAUCAAUUCUUCAGCGGACGAACCCGCCGCGGCGAGACACCGCGACAUGGGCGAAACGCGGGUAUCUUGUCCUAGCGUUCAAGACAGACAAUCCGGGUUCAUGGCUUAUGCAUUGCCAUAUUGUCUGGCACUCAAGUCAGUCGCUCGGCCUCCAAAUGCUCGAGCGGCCGGGCGAUCUCGCGUUAAAGCGAGAUGAAUUCGAUGCGAUGGAGAGCAUGUGCAAUGCCUGGGAUGCAUACUGGAACCGAGGUGGAAAUUACGUGCAAGAAGACGCCGGAAUUUGA
Molecule: messenger RNA, 1767 nt
Organism: Penicillium longicatenatum
Lineage: Eukaryota; Fungi; Ascomycota; Eurotiomycetes; Eurotiales; Aspergillaceae
Product: laccase 2
Exons: 5
Coding region: 1-1767 (588 amino acids)
Molecular function (GO): oxidoreductase activity; copper ion binding
Source: RefSeq, a predicted model, not a curated record